UAGAAUGGCAGGACAAGUAAACUUUAACAAGCCAACUGGAGGAACGAGGAAUCGUGUUGAAGAAAUUUCAGUAUCUGCAGAGAGUUCGUUCAAAAAGCACGACGAAAUAUUACACGAAAUUCAGGAACAAAAUCUGGAGAGAACAAUCAGCAACGAAUUGACCUCGAAUCCUAAUCAAAAUCUUCCUGCAGAUGAUGGCAUAUUGAUUUUGAAGAAUUUAUCGAAUCCAAAAGAAGAGUUCUGUAUAGAUUUGUCAGAUUCCAGCGCGCCAGUCGUCAAAAGAAAAUCUAUGAUUUCUCUUGGAGAAUUUUUUGAAGAAACAAUUUUACCAAAGGAGGAAAUGUAUGGUAUUGAGGAUCACGGGGUUACGCUUGAUUUUGAAUGCUGAAGAGUUAAAUCGAAAAUGUUAAUAAGUAAAUCUUUUUUAUACUAUAACGCCAAGUUCAUUGCAAAAAAAUUCUUGAUCUUGAAAUGUGUCUAGAAAAUCGCCCAUUAAACUGUCGGGAGGGUAGAUAGGAAUUACAUUAUUAGAAUGUAUAUAUGUUAUAUAAACUUUAGAAAUGAUAUAUAAAGAAUUCAUACUCCAGGAAACACUAUCCUUAUUUGGACGGUGGUACCUGGGGCGUAGCUAGCCUCAAACGGGUGGAGGGGAUUGGGGGGGGGGGGCGGGACCCUCCCCCCUGAGGGUUGCUAUAGGAACGUUUUUCGUUGUUUGCAGUGUGACACCACACAAAUCUUCUCGCAUGUGUCUGAGGUUUCAACCUUGACCAGACCCGAACAGAAUAGAAACCUGCUCCCAGGCUAUUCAGGGAAGGUCUAAUGCUCUAUCAAUCCAGUGACAUUCUAAGGUCAGCUCGCCACAAAAUCGGAGACAAUGUGCCCUUGCAUAAAUUCGUACAGCGGCGAGUGAAGUACUUCAUACACUUCUCAGUAUAAAGUUUCAACAAAUUUCAAAAUGGCUACCUGGAUAGUUGAAAUUUCGUCCACAUUAUUUUUGUAUUUCGGAGAGAAUAUGGCUACAAAUUUGACUAGGAAUGAAAAUUGGGGCAGAAAGAAAAAGUCACAAAUGUAUAGUACAAGGUCGCUACACGCUAUCAUAUAUUAUGUUACAUUGUAAGUAUUUUUAAAUACUUUAAAUACAAAUUUAAAAAUUUGUAAUGUAUUGGUUUAGUGCGGUUGAUCGACAAAUAGAUUUCGUCCACCGAUUGCUACAACCCGCCCCCCCUUGUCCUGAUUAUUUUGUACUUGUGGAUUCAACUUCUCCCCACCCAUCACGGAACAAGUCGGCGAUCGGUGGACGAAAUCUAUAUUUUAUCGACGUCCCCUUAUAAUCCUAGCUUGUAUAAAAUUGUUGAUAUAGAACUAGUCAUUGAAUUUUGGAUUUUGAACGUGUACAGGUGUACUUUGAUGUAAUUAGUGGAUAUUCCGCGUAGUAUUAUGGGCAAACAAUUAAAGCUUUUAAAUAUUAGUUCAGUGAAAAUGCUUAAAUGCUUAGGUGCAUGAAGAAUUAAUUCUUGUUAUCAAAUAAUUAUUUAUAAUUAUUAAGUUUAAUAGUCGCUGCUCCACGACUGGCAUCAGGGGCAUGCCGAGCGGGGGGGUGACACCCCAGUUUUUUGAAAAUUGUUGGUAAAGUUUGAAAAUGGUCGGGAAAUUUAUACAAUCGACGGUAAAUUGACGUAUGCCGACUAAAACAUUCGGUAAAAUUAUGCACUUGCGAAAUUUUUAAGAUGCAGUUGUCACUACAUGGUUCUAAAAUACAAC
Paramuricea clavata is the source of this 1761-nucleotide messenger RNA. NCBI's taxonomy places the organism in Eukaryota, Metazoa, Cnidaria, Anthozoa, Malacalcyonacea, Plexauridae. The record is from the annotation of a GenBank genome assembly.